Molecule: messenger RNA, 2049 nt
Organism: Syngnathoides biaculeatus (alligator pipefish)
Lineage: Eukaryota; Metazoa; Chordata; Actinopteri; Syngnathiformes; Syngnathidae
Product: gastrula zinc finger protein XlCGF17.1-like
Exons: 2
Coding region: 1159-2049 (296 amino acids)
Biological process (GO): regulation of transcription by RNA polymerase II
Molecular function (GO): RNA polymerase II cis-regulatory region sequence-specific DNA binding; DNA-binding transcription factor activity
Source: RefSeq, a predicted model, not a curated record
GCAUGAAACCAUACUGUUGCUCGCAGAUACUUACUUCUGUCCUGAGUCUAGCCUCCACUACUCUUUCCCAUAACUUCAUUGUGUGGCUCAUCAACUUUAUUCCUCUAUAGUUCCCACAGCUCUGAACAUCCCCUUUGUUCUUAAAAAUGGGAACUAUCAGUAUUCUGCAAUGGCCUUAUAAUUUCUUUAUUUUUCAUCUUAUUAAAUUGAACAGAUUGGGGUACUGCUGUGUCAGUGUGCAACAAAAUAUAAUAGUAAUAGAAAGUACAGUAUCAUACCAACUUGAACGAUGUCGUCGUCUUUUCCUUUCGGCUUGUCCUAUUAGGGGUCGCCACAGCGUGUCAUCUUUUUCUACCUAAGCCUAUCGCCUGCAUCUUCCUUUCUAACACCAACUGCCCUCAUGUUUUCACUCACAAUAUCCAUGAACCUUCUGUUUGAUCUUCCUCUCACUCUUUUGUCGACAGCUUCCUCCUCAGCACCCUUCUACCAAUAUACUCACUCUCUCGUCUUUGGACAUGUCCAAACCAUCGAAGUCUCCUCUUUUGAACCUUGUCUCCAAAAUAUCAAACUUUGGCUGUCCCGCUAAUGAACUAAUUUUUAAUCCUAUCCAACCCUCCGAGCAAGAAUGUCAACAUCUUCAUUUCUGCCACCUCCAUCUCUGCUUCCUGUUGUCUCUUCAUUGCCACUGUCUCUAAUCCGUCACUAAUUCCGUGGGGAUCUACCACAAUUAUAAGUGACAGAGUCAUAAUAACAUCCUGUUUCCUAUUCUACAUUUUGGAGUUGCAGGUAAAUAUUCUGAACAAAUGAGAUUUAAACACAUUGUGUUUGUCUUUUGUUUAUGCAGACGUCAGUGAAUAUUUUGAUCCAGCCUGGCAGCAGUCAGUGUCCAGUCACAUCAAGGAAGAAGAGGAGGGCGAAGAGGUUCAACACAUCAAAGAGGAGGAAGAAGAAGUCCUUCACUUUAAAGUGGAAGAGCAGGAGGAAAUCAUCCAGAUUCCAGCCACUAGUGUCCAUUUGAAGAGUGAAGAUGGUCACAGUGAGGAGAGACAAGGGGCAAAGCCUCCAAUUAGGAACAGCCCAGGUGAUGGAGAUUGUUGUGAAAGAUCACAAACAGAUGGUCAUGAUUAUGAUGAUGAUGAUAAACAGUCAGUAGGUGAUAUGACACAUCCCACUUCCAACAAAUGCUGGGAAUGUUCACAGUGUAGGAAAACUUUUGCUCCUAUGAGGAAUUUCAAACAACAUGUGAAAAUACACACUGGUGAGAAGCCUUUUUCCUGCUUAGUUUGUGGUGAAAGAUUCACUCGGAAGGAACACUUAAAAAUACACACAAGAACACACACUGGGGAGAAGCCUUUUUCCUGUUUAGUUUGUGGUCAAAGAUUCACUCGGAAGGGAACCUUAAAAAUACACACUAGAACACACACUGGUGAGAAUUUUUUUUCCUGCUCAGUUUGUGAUAAAAGAUUCACUCAGAAGGGAAAAUUAAAAAUACACACAAGAACCCACACUGGGGAGAAGCCUUUUUCCUGCUCAGUUUGCGGUCAAAGAUUUAUUCAGAAUGGACACUUAAAAAUACACACAAGAAUACACACUGGUGAGAAACCUUAUUCCUGCUUAGUUUGUGGUCAAAGAUUCUCUGAGAAGGGUCAAUUAAAAAUGCACACAAGAACACACACCGGUGAGAAACCUUUUGCAUGCUCAGUUUGCGGGCAACAUUUCACUCGGAAGGGUCAAUUAAAAACACACACAAGAACACACACUGGUGAGAAACCUUUUUCCUGCUUAGUUUGCGGUCAAAGAUUCACUCAGAAGGGAAAUUUUAAAAUACACACAAGAACACACACUUGUGAGAAACCUUUUGCGUGUUCAGUGUGUGAGCUUGCUCUCAGCCCACUGCCGGAGCUUGCUCGUGGAGCGCCACCGGAGCAAGCACGCAGCCUGCUGCCGGAGCUUGCUUGCGGCCCGUCCCUCGCCACCGGAGCUCACUCGUGGCCGGUCACCCGCUGCCUGAGGCGCUCACUUGUGUCCCGCUCGUUGGCCUCCGAGUAG